Boleophthalmus pectinirostris (great blue-spotted mudskipper) is the source of this 1861-nucleotide messenger RNA. It is a transcript of the gene syngr2b, whose product is annotated as synaptogyrin 2b. Lineage: Eukaryota; Metazoa; Chordata; Actinopteri; Gobiiformes; Gobiidae. The transcript is spliced from 4 exons. The record is from RefSeq and is a predicted model, not a curated record. Bases 215 to 937 code for a protein of 240 amino acids. Gene Ontology annotation, cellular component: neuromuscular junction; synaptic vesicle membrane.
GACCUUUGUAAUUUAUUUGGGUUAAACGUAAAGUAGGCCUACUCUGGUAUUGGCUCCGCCCAAACGCAACGCACAGGAUCCAGAGCGUGCCCACGGCUCCUGGCCCCUCUCCAGAUCCUCCAAGCAGCGCUGAGCACUACAGCAGCUAAAAGAAACUGUUUAGUUUAGUUGUAGUUUGGAGGCCAGAGCGCUGCCCCAGGACAGGAGACAAAACAUGGAGGAGAAGGGCGACACUACUGCGUACGGACUAUCUUUUGCAGGAGGGGGCUUUGACUUCAACAAGUUUAUCCGACAGCCACAGACCAUCGUACGGGGUCUCAGCUUGAUCUUUGCUUUGGUGGUGUUUGGGACCAUUACAAAUGAGGGCUACAUUAACCCCCCAACGUCUACAGAGGCACACUGCAUGUUUAACCAGAAUGACUCUGCCUGUCACUUCACUGUGGCCAUUGGGGUCAUCGCCUUCUUGGCCUGUGGGGUCUUCACUGUGCUUGACAUUUACCUGCCCUACAUGAGCAGUGCACCAGACAGGAAAUACAUCAUCAUGGGUGAACUUGCAUUCUCAGGGCUGUGGACCUUCCUGUGGUUUGUGUGUUUUUGCCUAUUGGCCAGUGAAUGGGCUCGGACUCACGUCACCAUUGGGAUCCCUGUGGAGGCCGCACAGGCUACUAUUGCAUUCUCUUUCUUCUCCAUCGCUACCUGGGGUAUCCUCACCUACUUUACCCUGGGCCGUUACCGCCGUGGGGUGCAUGACAUGACUCUCCACACUGAAGCUCCAUCAGACCAGCACGCCCCCUACCCGCCAACUUAUGCACCUGCAUCCUACAACCCCACACCCUAUAACCCCACCACGUACUCCACCUACCCCAGUGACCAGCCCGCCUUCAUCCCAAAUAUACAGCCAGCGGUGGACUCUGGAUAUCAACCGCCCAACUAUUGACAAGGGCACCUCAGUGGGUAUAGGGACUGACUGGGAUAGUUGUGGACAGUGCCACUAUGUAGAGGCCAUGAAAAAAGACUAUUAGUGUCCACUGUUUGUGUUUGCGGAUGGAUGCUUACAUCUGAGAGUUGAGUUUUGUUAAGCCUGUUUAGUAACUUGAAUUUUAUCCUCUGACACUACACACGAUAAUGAUUAGUCUACACUGGAGGUCAAAGGUAACAUUUUGCUUUUGAUAAAAAUGUCAACCUGCCCUGACUUUUGUAAAACAUUUGUUUGUUCUUUUCUACAUAUUAAUAUAUAAAGUGCCAUUUUAAAUGGCUUAAUUAUUGCCUUUUUGAGUUUGUUUAAGAGGUCUAGAAUAAGUGGUUAGCCCUGGUGCAUGAAAUUAAGUACACUGGGUGAUAGUGUUGUAAUGCCAAUUUGGAGUAGAAAGUUAUAAUGAAUUUUCAUGAUUGAAUUUUGCUGGAAUGGUUUGGGUUUUAUGACCCUUAAACGUCUCAGGAAAGGUAGUCAAGAAUGAAGGGCAGGUAGAUAAAGGACUUAUCCAUUUGACUGAACAGUGACUCAUUAACAAGGAACACAAGUCUGUAGGAUGUAUAAGCUCCUAAAGACUGUAUAGCCCUUAUGAAUUGUCAAACAACUUGACAACUUAUACAUACUGGGAUUCAGUGUUCCUGAGGAGAUGCCCAAUUGCAUCAAAGGAUGGGCAAAAUGCAGGACAAAUUUCCCUUUGGGGACAACAAUGUGUACCUUACCACAGUUUUGUACAUUGUUAAGUGCAGUGUUGGGGAGUAACAGAUUACAUGUACCGGAGUUACGUAAUCAGAGUACAAAUUAUGAGUAACUGUAUUCAGUUACAGUUACUGUUUCAGUGAGUGGUAAUUGGAUUACAGUUACUUUGCUGAAAUAAAUGUAUUACACGGC